Belonocnema kinseyi is the source of this 1498-nucleotide messenger RNA. RefSeq names its product probable E3 SUMO-protein ligase RNF212. Gene Ontology annotation, molecular function: SUMO transferase activity. The transcript is spliced from 4 exons. Gene Ontology annotation, biological process: homologous chromosome pairing at meiosis; protein sumoylation; reciprocal meiotic recombination. Lineage: Eukaryota; Metazoa; Arthropoda; Insecta; Hymenoptera; Cynipidae. Gene Ontology annotation, cellular component: synaptonemal complex. Bases 94 to 867 code for a protein of 257 amino acids. The record is from RefSeq and is a predicted model, not a curated record.
ACGAGAUACAACACGAGAGAUCCGUAAAAGUUUUUUCGGUUUUUCUGUUAUUUUUAUCCCGUUUAUUGUUGUUUUCGUGAAAAUUUAUUAAUAAUGGAGUCCAGUGAUGUGGUACCGAAAAAUUGGCUGAGAUGUAACCUCUGUUUUUGCCUAAUGUGCAAAUCAAAAGAUCCUUUUUCUCUCACCUUUUGCGGCCACAUUUUCUGCAACAAGUGUAUUAGAAAAGCAACAAAGCAAUGCCCACAAUGCAAAGCUCAAGACGUUCCGUCAAUGAUUCUUCAAGAACCACUAAAGCCGGAAAUAAAACACUGUUUUGAAUCCACGGAAGAACUUUCCGAAAAAUUGAGACAAGCGACUCUCUUUCACGACAUGCAACGCGCUUUAAACUGCAAACGUCUCAAUGAUCUUGAGAAAAAGUAUGUUCUUGCUAAAAACGAAUACCAUAGAAAAUCGAAAGAGGUCCACUUUUUGAAGGAAAAGUAUUCUAAGUUGUUGAAAGUUGAUGAAAGUCUUCACAAACAUGUCCAGGAAUUGGAAGCGAAAAAAGCACAACAGUCUCAACAGACCAGUUUCAUGAUGACUCCGAUUUCAAAUGUUUCAUCGAUGCCCAGAAGCGCUCAAAGCCUCAGUUCCACUGGUUCUGUGAGACUUCCCGGGCAAUCAUUCCCUGUCCCGGAACAUCUUCAGCGAUCGGUUCUACGACCAAUCAGACACGAGUCAGUCAGCCGAAAUGGAGAAUUCAGAAUUCCAAGUGUUACCAGAGUUCCCAGAUCUGUUGGAAAUUCCAUGAAGUCUUCUUCGCGUGCCAGCAGUUCUUCGAGAGGAACUCCUUUUUCUAAUUACACUCCCAACUCUGACAGAAGUUAAAUUAAAAAUUUAAUUACUCUUACAAAUAAUUUAUUUCAAUUUAAAAGAAGAAUCAAUUGAUUUUUUCACUCGUCAGAGUCAAUCGUAAAUUACAAAUCGAAUUAACCAUUUUUUAAAUUAAUUUUAUCUAAAUUUUGAAGAAGAAUCAAUUGAUUUACUAAUUUGAUAAAUUGUUCCAAACUUUUCAAAGUUCUCGUUUACUUAAUUUAAUAAUUGUCGAAUCGGAAAUGAAUUUUAUUUUGAAUUUGAAACGAAAAAGUAUAAUUUUCUUUUGUUUAUUUGUUGAAUUAGGAAAUUAUUUUUGAAAAAUCGCGAUCUAUUGAAGAGGAUUUUUUGCAGAUUACUGUCGCGAAAGAAUAAAUAACUCGUGCCGAGUCGCAAAAGGGGUCCAAUGAGAGGGAUAUCGAGCGACGCUUGGCGCCGACGCCGGGCGUCGUUGGAUAAAAUUCUACAGUAGAAAUUCCUCGACUUCGACCAGUUCGCCGCCGGUGCUCGUCGUGUCUGCUUUGUCCCUCAAAUUACCUCCUUCUUCUCGAAAAAAAGACUCUAAUAAUUAAAUUAAAUUUAAAAAAUUGUUUAAACAAUUUUAAUUGAAUUGAAAUUGUUGAGAAAGUGAAAAAAAAAAAAAAAA